This is a messenger RNA of Lathyrus sativus (Indian pea), 2280 nucleotides long. The record is from the annotation of a GenBank genome assembly. Lineage: Eukaryota; Viridiplantae; Streptophyta; Magnoliopsida; Fabales; Fabaceae.
AUGAAGCUUCUUCAUAAACAUAUUUGCAUCUUCUUGUUUCUUUUAAGUUUAAUUUCAAGUUCACAGGGCUAUACAUUUUAUGCUGGUGGAAAAGAUGGAUGGGUUUUGAACCCUUCUGAAAGUUACAAUCAAUGGACUGGGAGGAAUAGGUUCCAAGUCAAUGAUAUUCUAGUUUUUAAGUACAAGAAGGAGUCAGACUCAGUGUUGGUGGUGAACAAAGAGGAUUAUGAUAAGUGCAACAAGAAGAAUCCAAUCAAGAAAUUUGAAGAUGGUGAUUCUGAGUUUCAGUUUGAUAGAUCUGGUCCUUUUUAUUUCAUUAGUGGAAAAGAUCAUAAUUGUGAAAAUGGUCAAAAGUUGACUGUUGUGGUGUUGGCUGUAAGACAAACUCCUCCUUAUGUGUCUGCUCCACCUCCUAAGGUUCUUCCUACACCUCCUUAUCUUCCAAUUACACCUCCCAAAACACCUUCUCCUAUUUACACACCCCCCAAAAAUACUCCUUCACCUACUAAUCAGCCACCCUAUGUACCAAUAACACCUCCCAAAACACCUUCUCCCAUUUACAAUCCGCCUAAUGUUCCUUAUACUCCCCCCAAAGCACCAUCUCCUAAAAAUGAACCACCCUAUGUACCAAUCACACCUCCAAAAGCCCCUUCUCCGGGGAAUGAACCACCAUAUAUACCAAUUACACCCCCUAAAACUCCUUCUCCUAUUCACACUCCUCCUAAUGUUCCUUAUACUCCUCCAAAAGCUCCUUCUCCUGGAAAUGAACCACCAUAUACACCAAUUGCACCUCCAAAAACACCUUCUCCUACUCACACCCCUCCUAAUGUUCCAUAUACUCCUCCAAAAUCACCUUCUCCUGGAAAUGAACCACCAUAUACACCAAUUGCACCUCCAAAAGCACCUUCUCCUACUCACACCCCUCCUAAUGUUCCAUAUACUCCUCCAAAAUCACCUUCUCCUAUUCACACUCCUCCUAAUGCUCCAUAUACUCCUCCAAAAGCACCUUCCCCUGGCAAUCAACCACCCUACGUACCAAUUACACCACCAAACACUCCUUCUCCUAUUUACACCCCUCCAAAUCAUCCCCAUACUCCUCCAAAAGCACCUUCCCCUAGCAAUCAACCACCCUAUGUACCAAUUACACCACCAAACACUCCCUCUCCUAUUCACACCCCUCCAAAUCAUCCCUACACUCCUCCAAAAGCUCCUUCCCCUAAAAAUGAACCACCAUAUACACCAACACCUCCCAAAACACCUUCUCCUAUCUCUCAACCACCUUAUGUACCAAUUACACCACCAAAAUCUUCUUCUCCUAUUCAUAAUUCUCCUAAUGUUCCUUACACACCUCCAACAACUCCUUCCCCUAGCAACCACUCUCCAAAAACCCCUUCUCCAAUUUCUCAACCUCCAUAUGUUCCAACACCUCCAAAUACUCCUUCUCCAACAUCAUCACAAGCACCUUAUAUUCAAACACCUCCAAACACUCCUUCUCCAACAUCACAACCACCAUACAUUCAAACACCACCAAACACUUCUUCACCAAGAUCACAACCACCUUACAUUCAAGCACCUUCAAACUCUCCUUCAUCAACAUCACAACCACCAUACAUUUCAGCCCCUCCAAAAAGUUCUCCAUCUGCAUCACCUUAUAUUCAAACACCUCCAGGUGCUCCUUCACCAAUUUCACAACCUCCAUAUAUCCAAACACCACCAAACACUCAUUCACCAACAUCUCAACCACCUUACAUCCAAACUCCACCAACCACCUCUUCUCCAUCAUCUUCCCAAUCACCUCAACAAUCCUCUCAGCCUCCAUCAACAGCACAAACACCCUCUGGAAAUGGAAUAGCACCAUCUCCACUAUCUCCAUACCCAUCAAACAACUCACCAUCACCAUCAACUUCACCUCUGGCAAGUUCACCAGCAUCAACAUCUACUUCACCACCGGCUUCCGCUCCAGCAAGCUCGCCAAUAUCAACAACUACAUCACCUCCUGUUCCCGCUCCGGUAGGUACGCCGGAGUCAACCACUACUCCAACAGCAUCUCCUACAGGGUCCCUCCCGGCCGCAACAACUCCAUCACCUUCUUCCACUACCCCUGGAACUGGAACACGAGGAACACCGUCAUCUACCAUCACAGGAAGUCCAUCACCAGCAUCAUCCAAUGAAACGGCGCCAGGGAAGUCAAGCGGAGUAUCAUAUACAAGUCCGUCGGGGGUAUGGGCUUACUCCAUUACAAUUUUGGUCGGUGCUGCACUCACUAUUAUUCUUGGAUAG